Aspergillus chevalieri is the source of this 1440-nucleotide messenger RNA. Its product is annotated as mitochondrial processing peptidase. NCBI's taxonomy places the organism in Eukaryota, Fungi, Ascomycota, Eurotiomycetes, Eurotiales, Aspergillaceae. The record is from RefSeq and is a predicted model, not a curated record. Gene Ontology annotation, molecular function: metalloendopeptidase activity; metal ion binding. Bases 1 to 1440 code for a protein of 479 amino acids. The transcript is spliced from 5 exons. Gene Ontology annotation, cellular component: mitochondrion.
AUGGCUUCCCGCCGUCUAGCAUACAGCUUCCAACAGGCUCUUCGGAGUCGCCAGGCUAUCAACGCCAUCAAGCCGGUGCGACGGGGUUUUGCUUCGCCGGUUUCCCUGCCCUCCACCACCCAGUCCACCACCCUCCCUAACGGCUUUACGAUUGCGACUGAGCACUCGCCAUGGGCUCAGACCUCGACCGUUGGUGUGUGGAUCGAUGCCGGUAGCCGGGCAGAGACCGACAAGACGAACGGAACUGCGCACUUCCUCGAGCACCUUGCUUUCAAGGGUACCAACAAGAGAUCCCAGCACCAAUUGGAGCUCGAGAUUGAGAACAUGGGUGCGCACCUUAACGCCUACACAUCGCGAGAAAACACCGUCUACUAUGCCAAGUCUUUCAACAGCGACGUCCCUAAGUCCGUCGACAUCCUCGCAGACAUUCUCCAGAACUCGAAGUUGGAGCCCGGUGCCAUUGAGCGUGAGAGGGAUGUGAUCUUGCGUGAGCAGGAGGAGGUUGACAAGCAGCUCGAGGAGGUUGUCUUCGACCACCUCCACGCCACCGCUUUCCAGGGCCAGCCCCUUGGUCGCACCAUCCUCGGUCCCAAGGAGAACAUCCAGACCAUCUCCCGGGACAACUUGGUCGAUUACAUCAAGACCAACUACACUGCUGACCGCAUGGUCCUCGUUGGCGCUGGUGGUGUCCCCCACGACCAGCUUGUCAGACUUGCCGAGGAGCACUUUGGUAGUCUCCCCAACAAGCCCCUGACCUCUGCUGCCCAGGCCAUCCAGGCUGAGCAGAAGCGCGCUCCCGAGUUCAUUGGCUCCGAAGUCAGACUCCGUGACGACACCCUCCCCUCUGCUCACAUUGCCCUUGCCGUUGAGGGUGUCAGCUGGAAGGACGAUGACUACUUCACCGGCCUGGUCGCUCAGGCCAUCAUUGGUAACUGGGACCGUGCCAUGGGUAACUCUCCGUACCUCGGCAGUAAGCUCAGCUCUCUGGUCAACUACCAGGGCCUUGCCAACAGCUUCAUGUCUUUCUCCACUAGCUACAGCGACACUGGUCUCUGGGGUAUUUACCUUGUUUCCGACAACCUGACCCGUCUCGACGACCUCAUUCACUUCACCCUCCGUGAGUGGACCCGUCUGUGCUUUAAUGUCAACGCCGCCGAGGUUGAGCGUGCCAAGGCUCAGCUCAAGGCCUCUAUGCUCCUCUCUCUUGACGGCACCACCGCCGUUGCUGAGGACAUUGGCCGCCAGAUCAUCACCACUGGCCGCCGCUUCUCGCCCGAGGACAUUGAGCGUACCAUCGGCCAGAUCACCGAGAAGGACGUCAUGGACUUCGCCAACCGCAAGCUUUGGGACCAGGAUGUCGCAAUGAGUGCUGUCGGCAGCGUUGAGGGUAUCCUUGACUACCAGAGAAUCCGCAACGACAUGACCCGGAUGACCCUGUAA